AUGUCCUCCCGAGAAUAUGUGGUAUCAUUUUGUAUACGACUAGCUGCGUCCGCUGCACUGACGUACAUUACGCUUCGGUAUAUGAUGCGCUUCCUGGACCCAAAUUAUGACACGAAAGAAGACAUUAAACGAAAGGCUAAAAAGUUACUGUUGUCGCUUGGGUUAGAUCCGUCAAUUGUUCUUACAGAACACGAAUUACGUAUUGCUACACAAUUUGUGACCUCCAACGAAGGGGCUGAAUGGUCAGACUUGGGUGGUUGUGAUGACCUUAUUGAAGAGUUGAAGGAUAGAGUCAUUUUGCCUCUAAAAAUUCGUCAUGAACAUGAAGAUUUGGCCAUGUCGUGCAACCUUUUGUCUCCACCUAAAGGGGUCUUGUUGUAUGGUCCUCCUGGAUGUGGGAAAACUUUGCUUGCAAAAGCUAUUGCCCGAGCAGCAAAAGCAAGAUUUAUUAAUUUACGAAUUUCGAUACUGACUGAUAAGUGGUACGGUGAGUCUCAAAAACUCGCUGCUGCUGUAUUUUCGCUGGCCGAAAAGUUUCAACCCACUAUUAUAUUCAUCGACGAGAUAGAUUCAUUUUUGCGUGAUAGACAAGCACAGGAUCAUGAGGCAACAGCCAUGAUGAAAGCGGAGUUCAUGAGCCUUUGGGACGGUUUCGCAUCUUCAGAUAACGCAAUUAUUGUAAUGGGGGCGACAAAUAGGCCGUAUGAUGUUGACAAAGCCAUUCUGCGACGGAUGCCUGCGAGAUUCUUUGUUCCUUUGCCUUGUGCUGAAGCAAGAGCUGAUAUUCUUCGUGUAAUAUUGCGUGAUGAGCCUCUCGAUGCGAACAUUGAUUUUAAAAAAGUUGCUGAAGCCGCAGGGCAUUUGAGCGGGUCAGAUUUAAAAGAAGUCUGUCGGCUGGCCGUCUUAAGUAGGGUGAAGAAGGUUGUCGAAGACGGAAAUAGCUUGUAUGACGAUACGGCACGUAUUUUACGUGAAGAGGAUUUGUUGGAAUCUAUACGGAAAUACGGGGAAACUGCUUUUCUUACUUCAAAUUCUAUGUUUGUUCCAGAAUCAUUGGAUUAA
Molecule: messenger RNA, 1062 nt
Organism: Enterobius vermicularis (human pinworm)
Lineage: Eukaryota; Metazoa; Nematoda; Chromadorea; Rhabditida; Oxyuridae
Source: the annotation of a GenBank genome assembly